Molecule: messenger RNA, 291 nt
Organism: Porites evermanni
Lineage: Eukaryota; Metazoa; Cnidaria; Anthozoa; Scleractinia; Poritidae
Source: the annotation of a GenBank genome assembly
UUAAAAAGAUCACAUAAGGAGCUCUACUAUGAUACUGUACUUAAACUAUCUUUCCUUUAUGGAUCGAGUGUGUGGUCAUCUACGAACAAGGUAAAUUUGGACAAAGAUCCGUGGACCUGAUUAAUACACUUAAUUGGAUUUUUUUUUUAUAGUGAUUCUCACAUAAAAAAAAAUCGAUGCGCACUCAUUCACAAGAAACUUAAAGGAAACACUGCUAAUUAUAUGAAUGAAAUCGAACUUCUAGUUAUCAAUUCUAGCUUGUAUAUGAGGAAUACAAGAUUUGUAAUUUAA